AUGGCUAAUCAUCUUCUCUCACAACACGGAAAUCAACAGGUUGGAGAGAAAUGGGUAUCUAAUCUUGUUAAACGUCGGCCAGAGAUUGAAUCAAAAUUCUCACGGAAAUAUAACUAUGAACGAGCCAAAUGCGAAGAUCCGAAGAUAAUCCGAGAACCUUUUGAUCGCGUACGAGAGGUUAUCUCAGAGUAUGGAAUCUUACCAGAAGAUAUCUAUAAUUUUGAUGAGACUGGCUUUGCUAUGGGACUCUGUGCGACUGCAAAGGUUAUAACCGGAAGAGAUCGAUAUGCUCGGCCGAAGCUAUUACAGCCUGGCAAUCGAGAAUGGGUGACUGCAAUUGAGGCGACUAAUUCAACUGGAUGGGCCUUGCCUUCGUAUACUAUUUUCAAGGCAAAGAGAUAUGCUCAAUUAGGCUGGGUUGAGGAUCUUCCAGAUGAUUGGAGAAUCAAUAUCAGUGACAAUGGAUGGACAACAGAUGAGAUUGGAUUAGAAUGGCUUCAAACCCAUUUUAUUCCUCUUAUUAAUGGCCGUACUUUGGGAACAUAUCGAAUGCUGAUUCUUGAUGGCCAUGGAAGUCAUUUGACUCCUGAAUUUGAUCGUACAUGUACUGAGAAUAAUAUUAUUCCAGUCUCUUCGCAGCAACCGGAUUAA
Molecule: messenger RNA, 651 nt
Organism: Talaromyces stipitatus ATCC 10500
Lineage: Eukaryota; Fungi; Ascomycota; Eurotiomycetes; Eurotiales; Trichocomaceae
Exons: 2
Coding region: 1-651 (216 amino acids)
Cellular component (GO): nucleus
Molecular function (GO): DNA binding
Source: RefSeq, a predicted model, not a curated record